Messenger RNA from Capsicum annuum, 1496 nucleotides. Its product is annotated as peroxisomal and mitochondrial division factor 2. Bases 266 to 1156 code for a protein of 296 amino acids. The record is from RefSeq and is a predicted model, not a curated record. The transcript has 2 exons. NCBI's taxonomy places the organism in Eukaryota, Viridiplantae, Streptophyta, Magnoliopsida, Solanales, Solanaceae.
UGAUGGGCUGCCCAAUUACCCUAUGCCAAUACAAACCACAAUCAUAGCCCAAUACUUAUACAACACCAAUCAAUAACCGUCCAUUUUACAACAAUAACACGUGUCAUCCAUCCGGUCAAAAAGCGAAAUUUCAUUUUUAUUCCUUUUCUUUUCCGACAAGAUAUGAUAUUCUACAAACCCCAAAUUACAAAAAGAUAUCUUUAACAAAUUAUUCUCAUUUUUCCGCAAUCAAAAAACCCUAAUUUGACCUAAGGUUUAAUUAACUAUGGCAGAUGAUACAGUUACUAACGGCGAAGUUUUCGACGAUGCGUCGGUAGAGAUCGCCGUCGACGAAACUGCCGAUGCAUCGGCGAAAACCUCGGUGGCACUGAAGCAGAAAAUCUCGGCGUUAGAGCAAGAGAAAACUCAGCUUCUUCACGAGAAUGACGUCAUCAAGCAAAGAAUCGGUAAGCUGAAGUCGUCAAUCGAGGAAUCGGAGAGCGAGAAGAAGGAACUGCAGGUGAAGACGGACAAGUUUGAAUCGGAGAACAAAGCGUUAGGGUCAGUAGCCGCCAGAGCUCAUGAGCUGGAAGGCGAAGUUUCGAAGCUGCAGCAUGAUUUAAUAACUGCUAUGAAUGAUCUAGAAGGUUCGAAUAAGGAAUUGUCAGGUGUGAAAUCGGCGUUGGAAGGAUUGAAGAGUAUGGAAAACGAGAAGAGUGUGAAGCUUGAUGCGGUUGAGAGUGAGAGAAAUCUGCUGUUAACGAAAUUGGAGAAGUUAGAAGCUUCUGGAAACAAUCAGAAGGAGGAAGUAGAAGGAAAGGAAGAAGAAAUCCGGGGUUUAAAGAAGCAUAUUGAGGAAUUAGAGGGCCUUGUUGUGAAUAACGAGGAAUGGGAGAAGGAGAAAAAGGAGCUUCAUAUGGUAAAGGAGGAAUUAGAGAAGAGAGUUAAGGAUAUGAUUGAGAAAGCCGCGGCGUUGGAGAAGAAAUUGGUUGAGAAAGAAAGGAUUAUUACUGAAAGGCUUGCUGAUAGCAAUAUUAAUGGCAUUCCUAUUGGUGAUGAUAAAGUUGGGUUUUUCGGUGGUGAAGUAAAUUUUCCACUGGUUGCUGGAUCAUCACUUGUUGCAGUUGCUGUUGUUGGUGUUAUUUGGUAUCUUCGAUAUGGAAGAAAAACAGCGUAAACCCUUAGCUUGAUCUUGAAUAAGUUUUAGUCUUUUUGGUUAUGUGCUGAUCAAGAUAUCGAAUUUACAGUUUUGAUAGUUGUUUGGUUAUGUUGGAUUAUUAGUUAACUUUUUGGUCUUAAUCAGAUAAUAGAUUACACUAUUAUGGUUAUUAGCUUAUGGUGCUGAAAUAUGUUUGUUUGCUAAGUUGGAGAUAGUUGACAUACUUGUAUUAGUUCUUGUUUCCACAAGUUCAAUUACAAUGGUUUUGUAGUUUUUUCUUUGUGCUGUAAUUGCUUAAAGAGUUUCUGAAUCUGUAUGUAAUAAUGUGUUUUUGUUGAAAUGAUUGAAUUGCUUAAAC